AUGGUCAACCUGGGGCUGCGGCGGGUGGAGGACAGCGUGGCCGCCAAGCACCCGGCGCUGCAGCAGUACGCGGCCUGCCAGUCCCACGCCUUCAUGAAGGGCAUCGGCACCUUCCUGGCAGGCAGCGGAGCCGCCUUCGCCGUGCAGAAGCUGGUGAACAAGAAGCUGCCGUACAGCCUGCAGUGGAGCCUGCUGCUGGCCGGGGCCGCAGGGUCCCUCGCCAGCUACGUGGUAACCAGAGCUGAGACGCAGAAAUGCUCUGACUUCUGGAUUUACCUGGAGACAGGCAAGUCCCCACAGGAGCUCACCAUGGCUGGUAGGGUGUCGCAGCCCGCAGUUGCAGAGAAUCUGCCCGGCCCAGAGGACAGAGAGAGUGCGGCACUGCCGGUGAGGAGGAACAAGUACGGGGACGUUGUGGAGUAGCCAGCAGAGCACAGUGCACGGUGCCCGUGUCCUGCUUCACCCCUUGCUGCCUGCCCCUGCCUGUGCUGCCUGCGAGACUGGUGGGCUCAGUAGCACUGCCUGGGAGCUCGGAUGAGUCGAUCCUGCAGUGAGAGCGUGGUGGAGGCACCGUAGGGAUUGCUGCCUCCCAGGUGGCCUCUGAACAUCGCAUGUGGGGGGCACAAUAAAAGUCGAGAGCUGAAAGCACACGUUAUGAACGCAGCGAAGGCUGGCAGUGGGACAGGAAGAGCUGCGGUGCAGGUGGUAAACAUCACCCUGAGGCAGCCCCUGGAGUAAAUGGUGGAGCAGAGAGCUCUGGUCCCUUUG
This is a messenger RNA of Gavia stellata (red-throated loon), 768 nucleotides long. RefSeq names its product transmembrane protein 141 (gene TMEM141). The transcript has 5 exons. The coding region runs from base 1 to 423 and encodes 140 amino acids. Lineage: Eukaryota; Metazoa; Chordata; Aves; Gaviiformes; Gaviidae. The record is from RefSeq and is a predicted model, not a curated record.